Owenia fusiformis is the source of this 2428-nucleotide messenger RNA. Lineage: Eukaryota; Metazoa; Annelida; Polychaeta; Sabellida; Oweniidae. The record is from the annotation of a GenBank genome assembly.
ACUCGAUGGACCAUCACACAAUAGCAUCGAGUACCCAGACCCCCAUGAACUAUGGGCCAGUGACCCUGGAUGAUAAGCUGAGAUUGGCAGCUAGCAAAGGCCAGGAUGUAACUGUUAAGGAACUUAUUGCAUCUGGUGCAACCUUCCAACCAGAUAGGGAAGGAAGAACUGCCCUUCAUUAUGCUGCUCUCAAUGGUUAUGCAGAUCUUGUACGCUUUCUCAUUGCAGCUGGUGCGGAUGUCGAUGCACAAGAUAAUCUUGGAUAUACUUCGUUACAUCGAGCAGCAGCCCAAGGUCACACUGAGGUCAUCCAAGCUCUCUUAGAUGAGGCAUGUGCGCUAGAUCGUCAGGACGAGCACGGCAACGCAUCGCUUCACGAGGCAGCCUGGAACGGCUAUAGUCGCAGUUUGGAGGCCAUGGUUAAAGCGGGCGCUAAUGUUAAUGUUACCAACAAAGCUGGGUUCACAGCACUUCACCUUUCUGGUCAGAAUGGCCACAACCAGAGUGCCAGGGUUCUGCUCUACGGAGGGUGCAAUAGUGAUGCCAAAAAUAAUUAUGGGGACACAGCCCUUCACACGGCAGCUAGGUACGGUCAUGCAGGUGUGACUAGGAUCCUCAUCAGUGCCAGGUGUAAUAUCAACGCACAGAACAAGAAUGAUGAUACUGCCCUACACAUAGCAGCUGCUCUAAAACGCAAGAAAAUAGCCAAGAUUCUUUGCGAGGCUAAAAUCAACUUGAAUCUUCGUAAUAAGCAAAAUGAAACAUCCUCAGAUGUGGCUCGUAGAAAGGAUUACCCAGAAAUCCUCCUGAUAAUCACGACACCCUUCAAGAAAUUACGAGGAAGAGAUAAAAGAGAUGGCGGUAAGAAGUCGCGUCAUAAAUUGAGGUACCCAAGUGAUACUGAUGGGUCCAGAGGAGGCGGAGUUUCACAAACUGAAGAUGAGGCUGAAGCUGUCAAAUCUGACAGUUCUGAUGGAAGAAAACCAACUUUUUGUUUCGGUAAAUCUAAGAAGAAGAAAAAGAAGUCUUCAAAACAGUCCAAAUCAUCAAAGAAACCUCUACCCGUAAAGCAGAGAUCACCCUCCCCCUCACCCCCCAAGCGAGUGCACCAGGGGGUGGGUGGAUCACAACUACCCCCCAGGUCAAUCCUGAAGGGCACAAACACACAAAACCCAGCCAACCAGUUUGGCUUCUUCAAUAAAUAUGUGCCACGUGCUGGAAGUACAUACUAUAAAGAUUUGGCUGGCAAUGUUAAACAGGGUCCCAUGGGAUUUGCACCUAUAUGUAACUGUGGUCCAGUCCUUAAGAAACUAGACCAGAAGAUUGAAUCUGGUAAGCACAAUAUGUACGACCACGUUGACGCUAUGCAUCAGACACUUGAUACCCGAAUUGACCAAUUAGAGCGCAGAACAGCUCAACAGGUGUACGCCAUAGAUAAACUCACUAAAGAGCGUGUAGAGAAUACAUCGAGUGAAUGUAUGCGUCAUAUUGACACACAAGUGAAGCAAACAAAACGAGAUACUCACCGCAUGAUCGAACAACAAGCCAAUCAUAUCAGCUCAGAUUUGAAAUCGUGGGCAGAGCAGCGAUUUAACCGCACAGACAAUAAUGGUCACAAUCACACGUGUGACUUUUACGAUCCAACUAAUGUCCCACAUAGUGAAACAUUCCAUGAUGGCUUCGCUGGAGUAGAUGCUAAUGACGAUGUUCCAAUGCCAGGAAAACUAGUGAGGUCAAGGUCAGAUGAAAGCCUUUCCGCUAGCGGAUCAAAAUAUAAGUAUAAGCUACACAAGAAAUGGGCGCGUGAUGAUGCACCAUUAGGUGCAAUAGCUAGACAAUUUAAAGAGAUGAGAAUUCAACAACAACAACAAAAUAACAACAACAUUCAUCCUCAUCAACCUUUGUUACAUAAUGGACAUCACCAAGGUUACGGGGGUUCAGGCUUCAAUGUAAACAACCUAUACCGCAAUAACUCCACCCCUAACCAGUUUGCUCCGCCCAUGAAAGCCAAUGCCCCUCCCCCACAGAACAAUCAAUACAACAAGCAAUACAGGACACAAGAUGUCCAUAUAAAUAGACAAGAAAACCAAUUUAAUAGUAAUCAAAAUAACCAGAUUAGAAACUAUGAAAAUCAGAUGCGAUCAAAUGAUCAUAUGGGUACAUACAGGAGUAACUCACUAGGCAGAGACAGACAAUACUCACAACAACAACAAGCUCAGCCAAUCCAACAGGACUCAAGAAUCCCUAGAACACCAACAAAGCAAACAAUUCCAGCAAUGCAAUUGGAUAACCGAAAUGCAGGUACCAGUAUGCCCUCCCCUCAUAAUAAGCCCUCUUCAUACAGGCAGACACGUCCAAACACAUAUCAUGAUAAUCGAACGGAGAGGGAGCAGCUUCGAGUGCAUGAUCAACCCACUCAGCGUGGUCA